Molecule: messenger RNA, 5989 nt
Organism: Monomorium pharaonis (pharaoh ant)
Lineage: Eukaryota; Metazoa; Arthropoda; Insecta; Hymenoptera; Formicidae
Exons: 2
Coding region: 3362-4339 (325 amino acids)
Source: RefSeq, a predicted model, not a curated record
AUACAUUGCUAUUUUAAAUAUUUAGAAACUUACACUUCUAACAUUAUUAAACUAUUUUAUUUACAAACUACGAUAUUUAUAAACUAUUUAUUUUAUUGAAACAUAUAUAUUCUUAUACAUAGAGAUACGCUAUCUAUUUGAAGCUUAUUGUAGGAAUUUUUCAGCAAGAAACACAAAUUGAUACAGGAAUUUUUGGUGCUUUCCGGCAAGACAUAGUUGAUACAAUGUAACACAGUUGUUGUACGCUGCAUAUGCUUUCUUAUAUUACGACAUAACAUGACGCAUUUCGACACGGCUACUGAGGAUAAUUUUCAGCAACUUACGUAGGCAAUACUCUGUAAUACAGUAUACGACUCAGUACUUUUCAACUAUGACACAAUUGUACACAUAUUUUAGCUGCCCAGUCAUCAAAAUGUUGACAGAAUGUUAGCAGACUGGCAACAGAAUAUUAGAAAAUGUUAGCAAACUAAACUUAACUGAGGCCUCAUUCUGCUAAUAUUUUGUUGACAUUUUACAUCAGCAAACUAGCAGCAAAAAUCGAGCAAACUUUAUUGCAAAGCAGCAACACCUGCUGCAUUUCUGCUGCCAAUCCGUCAGAUGUCAACAGGUUCUGUCAGAUUUUUGGCAACAAUUUAUUAACAUUGUUAGAUAUUAUAAAGUUUGUUAAAAAUCUGUUGCUUUCCUAGCAUCAGGUUCUGGCAGCAGAUCACAUUGUUUCUUCAGAUUUGACUAUCAGAGAGCGUUAAACAAGAGGGAGAGGGAUUCACUGUGUUACAUUACACUGUGUCCUUUGUGUUUCUUGUUGAAAAAGCAUCCAAACUGUCCAAAGUGUAUAGAACUGUAUUGAUUUGUAGUACAUAUACCCCAUAGUCGUAUCAUUCUAGAUAUCUAAAAGAAAACCAUUAUAAAAAAGAGGACUUGUGACAUAGCUGGAAAGCAUUGAGUCGUACACUAUGUUACACCAAUUACAUACGAAACAAUCACAUCUCUAUAGUUGAAAUGCUUGUAGUUUUAAAAUAAACAGCGCGUCUAUAAUGCGUUGUAUCUAAUAAAUAAUAAAUUAAAUUUGAGUCAAAACUACCUUAUAUGAGAUAUAAUUCGACAUUAUGAAACAAUGCGAACAUUAUUUAACAAUGCAUCAAAUUAAUAUAAAAAAGUUUAACUGUAUUAACUUAAAUAGCAUAUAAAAGCAGUUAAUCAUAUAUACUUUUUUUUUAUUUUUUUCAAACGUAAUUCUCUCUUUCUCUUCCCCGUCCCAUGCCCCAUCUUUCUCUCUCAUACUUCUACUUUCACGUAUCAUGAUCUAAACGCAUGACUGUUGGGACGUAAUAAGAGCUUUUGGAAGCCUUGAGCAAAUCUAUUUGCCAUCCCUAUUUAAGCCUUGAGCAAAUCUAUUUGCCAUCCCUUGUUGAAAAAGCAUCCAAACUGUCCAAAGUGUAUAGAACUGUAUUGAUUUGUAGUACAUAUACCCCAUAGUCGUAUCAUUCUAGAUAUCUAAAAGAAAACCAUUAUAAAAAAGAGGACUUGUGACAUAGCUGGAAAGCAUUGAGUCGUACACUAUGUUACACCAAUUACAUACGAAACAAUCACAUCUCUAUAGUUGAAAUGCUUGUAGUUUUAAAAUAAACAGCGCGUCUAUAAUGCGUUGUAUCUAAUAAAUAAUAAAUUAAAUUUGAGUCAAAACUACCUUAUAUGAGAUAUAAUUCGACAUUAUGAAACAAUGCGAACAUUAUUUAACAAUGCAUCAAAUUAAUAUAAAAAAGUUUAACUGUAUUAACUUAAAUAGCAUAUAAAAGCAGUUAAUCAUAUAUACUUUUUUUUUAUUUUUUUCAAACGUAAUUCUCUCUUUCUCUUCCCCGUCCCAUGCCCCAUCUUUCUCUCUCAUACUUCUACUUUCACGUAUCAUGAUCUAAACGCAUGACUGUUGGGACGUAAUAAGAGCUUUUGGAAGCCUUGAGCAAAUCUAUUUGCCAUCCCUAUUCCCGUUUAUCAAUCCUCGACGGACAAAUCCCAAUAUUAUUAUUCACAAUCAAAUGCGUGCGUCAAUUUGCACACACAUACGAAUAUCUAAUAUCUCUCUAAAAACAUUUCACGAAUAGAAGAAAUAAUUUAUAGUACUAUAUAAAAUGUACAACAUUAACAAGAGUCUUUUAUAAAUAGCUGGCAGCAGCAAAAAAAAAAAAGAUACGGAAUAUAUGAUAUACCGUAAAAUACAACGUCUGAUAACAUUGUUCAAUUUGCAACUUAUAAAAUUAUUGCCAGGAACCCUUCUCUUUAGAUUACUUAUCUGUUUCAAGUUAGCUUUGUCUUUUUUUCUCUCUCUCUCCCUCUUUACCUUAAUAAUGUUAAACGUAAAUUUGGCGAAUAACUCGGUUGCGUACUCUUCGGAAUGUUUUUCAGAAAAUAGUACGUUUUACAUGUAGUUCAUGAAAGAUAGGUAAGUAUUGAAAAUCAGUAAUGUGGAUUAAAAUGAAACGUCGAUCGAUAAUUGUAAUAUAUUGUAUGAAAAGCGAAGAAACACAGAAUUUUUUCUGAAAGAGGAUUCAAGACAAUUAUCGACGAGAUAGCGCAAAUAGAAAUUCUGUUGAAUUUUUAUUUGCACUAUCUCGUCGAUCGGAAAUUGACGCGAGUAUCUCAAGCUAAUCAUGGUGACCGUGCACGCCGGAGCUGCAUGGCAUGUGCCAAUAGCGUUUCGCGCGCUGGCGAAUCGCUAGCCGUCGCUACCAUGGUAUUCGCUACUCGGCGAAUCACCUCUCUUGCGGAGGCGCGUGAACAUUUUGGUUUCCCUUUUUCAAAAUUGUACCGUUAUCGAGGCGGCCGGUUAGCAAUGGGGAAGGAACUUUUCAGAAGGUGGGGAGUCUGUGAGUCUGCCGCGAUUUUCUCUCCACAUUCGAUCUUUGUCCUGCGAGCGAGUGACUUAGCCUAAGGUAAGUGUCCCUAUUAGUAUGCCUGUACCUAUUUGUGUGCCUUCGUAUUUAAAAAGGUUAUAAAAGAAAUUAACACAAUUUAAUAGAAAAAAAUUUUUAAUUAUUUAUUGGUUUUAUUUUCAGGAUACCUGCUGCAAUAAUGUCCAGUUCUGAAAGAGAGGAUGGAAGUGAUCACGAGACUAAGAUCGUGCAGGUGAGCAACAGUAUACCUAUUGCACUUUAUUGCAUAUUAAUUAUCGUUAAUUAAUCGGAAACCUUAUAUUUACUGUUUAAAUAUUUUCCGUUUUUUUCUUUGUUUGAUUCUUAUCGGAAUAAAAUUGUUCAUAAUAUGACGCUGCUUGUUAAAAAAUUAUUUAUAUAGCAUAUCAAUAAUCCAGAUUUACAAAAUAAACUUGUUUGUUAAAAAAAAUGUUUUGUUAUAUAAUGGUAAAAAUAUGUGGAAAAAUACGAGAAAAUUAUUAUUGCAGGUGGAGCAGGAGAUUGAUGUGCACCUGAAGCUUAAGUGUCUGUUGCACGUGGACGAGAACACAGGGAAGCCCGUGAGCAAGGAGUUGACCGCGAUAAAUUGUGAGCCCAUGAUAAUCGUGCCCAGGGAAAAGAGUGAGGACAGCUCGGCCGACAUAUUCGACAAGGCCAAUUCGUCGCCCGAUUCUGUAUACAGUAAUCCCCAGCUGUACGCGCUGACUCCGGCGAUUAGCAGAACAUCUGACCUGUCGUCAAUCAGCUCGUUCAGCUCGGCGUCCAGCACUGCCCUCUUGAAAGCCCUAUUGAGUCCGAGAAAGUACGCAAAGAAAUACUUCUCCCAGAAUACGAACAGGCAGAUGUUGACCAAUACGUACGAUCAUUUGACGCGCGAGUGGAAGAACCACCGUCUGCUGACGGAGACAAUUCUAAAUUAUACAAACGCAGAGCUAAGCAGUAUCACCACCAUUCCCGGUGCCACGAGUUCACCUGUGGUCGACAUUGAGAAUGUGAGCAAUGAGCGACUGGAUGAUCCUCAUCCUUAUUAUCAGUUGACCGUUAAGAGCGACAAUAUGCGCCCGUCAACAUUGGUGGAGCAGCCUGCGACGACCUCGAAGGUGGAACCAGUAACCGACAGCACGAGGAAGGGCAAGGCUGUGAAGAGGCCGAGCAGCAAACAAGUGAAAUCGGAUGUCGAUGUGCAGAUCGACAUAGAGAAUGACGGCAAAAUCUCAGACAAGCCGCACGCAUCGGAGUCGGACGCACCGUCGAGAGCGAAAAAGAGCAAGCCAGCGGAGCAAGACGACGCGUUAAACAAAGACAAGCCACGUUCCAAAAGACUUGAUGCGCUGCUCCUCUUGACCUCCGGUUCAUCAUCAUGUAUCUGCAAGUCGGAGUCCUCGGAGUCUACGGAAUCGGUCGGAUCGGAUAUCUCAAGCGAUUCGACUUAGUCGUUGGUUCAGGACCAUUAUGCUAUAAACGGUAUACAGAGAGAGAGAGAGAGAGAGAGAUAGAUAAUCAGUAUGCCGUAUGAGCAGCGCGUGAAAGGGCCGCCGAGCAAAAUCAAGAAUAAGAAGAGAACGUACAAACGACGGAUUCGUGUGGCAGAGAUGUCGUGAUCGUGCCUAUUGAGGAAUGCCUGUUGUCAAUAUCAAAUAAUGCAAAUCGGCAACAAAUGCCAGUACUAUCGACCACGUGGGUAGUUCAAUCUAUAAUUGAAGACAAGUUCUGCCCUCCAAAGAAUCAUCCGCGUUACAGACACAAUUAUUAGAAAAAUGGGCUUUUAUAUUAAUUAGAAACCCAUUGUUUUAUAAUCGUGAGUACGUCGUCUACAAUCGUGAGUACGUCGAUCAAUGUAGCUAGUACUAGAACAUAACAAAAAGGGGGAAAAAGGGUUUUCCAGCCUUUUUUCUCCCUUUUUGUUUUUCUAAAUUUGUUUACUUUCCACAACCGCGCGCUUUGCAUGAGACGGAAAAAUGUUUUUAAUCACGAGUCUUGAUAUUUUCUAUUUUAUUAUCCUUUUAAUAAUAUUAAUUUAUGUGUAUUUUCAAUACGCUAAGCAUUAUGUGACAUAUCUCGUUUCUAUCACUUUCUCGAGACAAAAAUUUCUUUCCUUUGCUAUCCUCCUCUCUUUUUACGUUUAUAUUAUACAUUCAAUUUAUUACUGAUCAUCAAUGUUACGCGUUUUGAUGUGAUAAUUUAUCUUCGCGCAAUUACUAUAUAUAAGUAAUACAUUCUCGUUCUGUAAAUUUUCAAUUUAGAACAAUGAUCUUGAUAUUUGUUUUACAUGAUCCUUCCAUAUGAGAAUAUUAAUGCGUAGCGAUAUACAUUUUCGUAAAGUUGUGUAUAAAAAUAGAUCGUAAGCAUAUAUAUAAUGUACAUACAUUAUAUACAUGAAUGUGAAUUAUUAUUAUGUGUAAAAUAUCACCAAGUGAUUCAUUGUUCUCUUUUACAAUAAUUCCAUCAUGAUCAAAUAAAUCGCGCUCAUAUUGAUAAGAAACGCAGAAUUUAUUUCACUCAAUGUGGUCAAACAAACGACAAAAUGUCACAUCAGUAAAUAAAGUCUUACUCCACUUUCCAUUAACUUUUAUAAAUAGGCGUCUACUGUAAUCGCUCAUCUACACUCGACGUUGGGGCUCCUGUCCUCUCAUCACGUGAAAUUAUAUUAGUAGCCAGAAUAAACAACGUGAUUUUUUUCUUUUUCUCUUUGCAAUGUAGAUUAUAAAUUAGUAGUAAAGAUAAGGUUCACGCAGUUCCCAGUUUCUGAUCUCUCAUAAUUCGUCACGUGCAGUAGGAGAGGAAUCAAGAACCUUAAGAGAAUAUUUUAAUGACAGACAAAGAGUUUUGACGAACGAUAACACGAUUGAUUAAUAUUAAUUCAAUAUGUAAAAAACUCCAAAUUUUUAUUAAAUUACCAUGUAGAUGUAUGCUUUUAUACACGCAAUGUAUAUAAGUUAUUUAUUAUACAAACGUGCAAUGUAUAUAAAUUAUUUUAUAUCACUACAUUAAAUUUUACAUUAUAAUGUCUAUAUAAAAUGUACGUUAUAGCUAUAUUAUGUACAAUCGUGUUCAGGAAUAAAAUAUAGUGAUAAUUUGACAAA